AUGGCCGAGAAAGAUAGAAAGGUGACGGAACGUGUUGAAGCAAAGAAGGAACUGGAGAGGUACAUAUAUGGCAUCAAGGCCGCGGCGAGUAAUCACAAUGUUAAUGUCAAUUGGAACGAACUUGACAAGGCCAACUUGGAGAUGGCACUGAGAGAAGCUUCGAAAUGGUUGGAUGGUUAUGGUUCGGAUCCAUCGUCGUCCAAGGAAGAUUAUGAGAAGGCGAUGCAGAAGUUGACAGAUGUAUGGAACCCCAUUAUACGAAAUGUUUAUGUGUAG
Molecule: messenger RNA, 276 nt
Organism: Linum tenue
Lineage: Eukaryota; Viridiplantae; Streptophyta; Magnoliopsida; Malpighiales; Linaceae
Source: the annotation of a GenBank genome assembly